AGUUGUGGACGCUCGUAAGUUUUCGGCAGUUUCCGGGGAGACUCGGGGACUCCGCGUCUCGCUCUCUGUGUUCCAAUCGCCCGGUGCGGUGGUGCAGGGUCUCGGGCUAGUCAUGGCGUCCCCGUCUCGGAGACUGCAGACUAAACCAGUCAUUACUUGUUUCAAGAGCGUUCUGCUAAUCUACACUUUUAUUUUCUGGGUGAGAGACGAAGGCGCCUGGGGCCGGCAGGGGAUCCCGGGCUUUUAGUUGUGGGGGGUGUGACCCUGAGCGGCGGGAGCUCAGGUCGGGAACGGUGUGGGGUUUGGGCGGCCAUCGCGCCUGGGACCCCGACGCCGGCGACCAGUGACUGGGCCCCGAACAAAGAGCUCAGGCAUCUCGCCGGCGCUGGGGUCGGAGUGCGGGACGAAGGCAGCCGAGAGGCUGAGCUGGGACCCAGACGUACCAGCGUUCGAGUUCGAUACGGGAGGCGAGGUGGGGCCUUAAGCCCCCAGAGCACGCAGACGGUGACCCUGGACCUUUGCAAAGGCAAGCAAGGCUUGCCCGGCCCCUUUGAGGGCUCACUUGCAUAAUAGUGUCUUUCUUUUCACUGCUUCGUAAGAGAGGAGUGUUUCGCAGAUCACUGGCGUUAUCCUUCUUGCAGUUGGCAUUUGGGGCAAGGUGAGCCUGGAGAAUUACUUUUCUCUUUUAAAUGAGAAGGCCACCAAUGUCCCCUUCGUGCUCAUUGCUACUGGUACCGUCAUUAUUCUUUUGGGCACCUUUGGUUGUUUUGCUACCUGCCGAGCUUCUGCAUGGAUGCUAAAACUGUAUGCAAUGUUUCUGACUCUCGUUUUUUUGGUCGAACUGGUCGCUGCCAUCGUAGGAUUUGUUUUCAGACAUGAGAUUAAGAACAGCUUUAAGAAUAAUUAUGAGAAGGCUUUGAAGCAGUAUAACUCUACAGGAGAUUAUAGAAGCCAUGCAGUAGACAAGAUCCAAAAUACGUUGCAUUGUUGUGGUGUCACCGAUUAUAGAGAUUGGACAGAUACUAAUUAUUACUCAGAAAAAGGAUUUCCUAAGAGUUGCUGUAAACUUGAAGAUUGUACUCCACAGAGAGAUGCAGACAAAGUAAACAAUGAAGGUUGUUUUAUAAAGGUGAUGACCAUUAUAGAGUCAGAAAUGGGAGUCGUUGCAGGAAUUUCCUUUGGAGUUGCUUGCUUCCAACUGAUUGGAAUCUUUCUCGCCUACUGCCUCUCUCGUGCCAUAACAAAUAACCAGUAUGAGAUAGUGUAACCCAAUGUAUCUGUGGGCCUAUUCCUCUCUACCUUUAAGGACAUUUAGGGUCCCCCCUGUGAAUUAGAAAGUUGCUUGGCUGGAGAACUGACAACACUACUUACUGAUAGACCAAAAAACUACACCAGUAGGUUGAUUCAAUCAAGAUGUAUGUAGACCUAAAACUACACCAAUAGGCUGAUUCAAUCAAGAUCCGUGCUCGCAGUGGGCUGAUUCAAUCAAGAUGUAUGUUUGCUAUGUUCUAAGUCCACCUUCUAUCCCAUUCAUGUUAGAUCGUUGAAACCCUGUAUCCCUCUGAAACACUGGAAGAGCUAGUAAAUUGUAAAUGAAGUAAUACUGUGUUCCUCUUGACUGUUAUUUUUCUUAGUAGGGGGCCUUUGGAAGGCACUGUGAAUUUGCUAUUUUGAUGUAGUGUUACAAGAUGGAAAAUUGAUUCCUCUGACUUUGCUAUUGAUGUAGUGUGAUAGAAAAUUCACCCCUCUGAACUGGCUCCUUCCCAGUCAAGGUUAUCUGGUUUGAUUGUAUAAUUUGCACCAAGAAGUUAAAAUGUUUUAUGACUCUCUGUUCUGCUGACAGGCAGAGAGUCACAUUGUGUAAUUUAAUUUCAGUCAGUCAAUAGAUGGCAUCCCUCAUCAGGGUUGCCAGAUGGUGAUAACAGUGUAAGGCCUUGGGUCUAAGGCAUCCACGACUGGAAGGGACUACUGAUGUUCUGUGAUACAUCAGGUUUCAGCACACAACUUACAUUUCUUUGCCUCCAAAUUGAGGCAUUUAUUAUGAUGUUCAUACUUUCCCUCUUGUUUGAAAGUUUCUAAUUAUUAAAUGGUGUCGGAAUUGUUGUAUUUUCCUUAGGAAUUCAGUGGAACUUAUCUUCAUUAAAUUUAGCUGGUACCAGGUUGAUAUGACUUGUCAAUAUUAUGGUCAACUUUAAGUCUUAGUUUUCGUUUGUGCCUUUGAUUAAUAAGUAUAACUCUUAUACAAUAAAUACUGCUUUCCUCUAAAAAGAUCGUGUUUAAAUUAACUUGUAGAAAAUCUGCUGGAAUGGUUGUUGUUUUCCACUGAGAAAGCUAAGCCCUACAUUUCUAUUCAGAGUACUGUUUUUAGAUGUGAAAUAUAAGCCUGCGGCCUUAACUCUGUAUUAAAAAAAAUGUUUUUGUUUAAAAAAAACUGUUCCCAUAGGUGCAGCAAACCACCAUGGCACAUGUAUACCUAUGUAACAAACCUGCACAUUCUGCACAUGUAUCCCAGAACUUAAUGUAAACAAAAAAAUCUUAAAGUGCAAAUAUUAAAAAAAACUGUUCUCUGUGAAAAAAAUUAUAUUCCAUGUUAUAAAGUAGCAUAUGACUAGUGUUCUCCUAGAGAUCAGACUUUUUUGAUUGUAUAGUUUGCAUUAAAAAGUUGUACAGGGAGGGAUGUAACCUGUAUCUUCAGGAUAAUAGGGAAAUUAAUAAGGAAAAUAAUAAUUACUAAAAUUUGAGUUGAAGUCAGGGAAUUAUUUCUUUGGUUUUGAGUCUCUUUAUACAUCCAUUAGUAGAACCUGUCUAGUCUGAUUGCCACAGUCCUUGAAUUGAUGGUAAGGGGGAGUCAGUUACAGUUAGAAAAAAACCUGGGCAAAAACUACUAGUUAAAUGAUCAUGAAUUUUGAGUAUGUGUUUUAAAAUGCUUGGAGUUAUUGCAGAAAAAUGAUAUUCUCCAUUAGAACAUUUGAUGUGUGACUUUUGACAUAGGAUAAGGUGAUAAGAAAAUUAAGUUGAAAAAUAGUGACUCAAGUACAGCAAAUCAGAUUUUUGGCUACUGAGAUUAAAGAAGCAAAUAUUUAAAGGAUUAUCAGCAAUUUUCAAAUACAUAUUUUUCACUGCAGUGGUUUUGAAGAAUGUUUUAAGGUUAUAUUUAGAGUUUUUAAAAAAGUUUUCCCUCAGCCAGCCAUGGUGGCUCACAUCUGUAAUCCCAGCACUUUGAGAGGCUGAGGCGGGCGGAUCACCUGAGGUCAGGAGUUCUAGACCAGCCUGGCCAACAUGGUAAAACACCGUCUCUAAUAAAAAUGCAAAAAUUAGCUGGGUGUGGUGGCAAGCACCUGUAAUCCCAGCUACUUGGGAGACUGAGGCAGGAGAAUCACUUGAAUCCAGGAGUCAGAGGUUGCAGUGAGCCGAGAUCACACCACUGCACUCCAGCCUGGGCGAUAAGAGUGAACCUGCAUCUCAGAAAAAAAAAAAAAGUUUUCCCUCAUUAUUAAAAAGGAAAAAUUAUAGAAAAUUAAAAUAUAGAAUGUAGAAAGAGGAAAAACACCACACAUCACUCGUCAGGUGGAUUGGUUUGUUUAUUUUUAAGAUGGGUUUAUUUUGGAUAGCCAGUUAGAAAACGCCCUUAUAGCUGAUGUGUGCUUGUGCAUACUGAAUUGUAUACUUAAUUCUGAAAGUAAUGAGGAAACAUUUCACCUAAUGAUAACUGGUACAAAGGAAAGUUCACGUGUCUUUAAUAGUUUGCUAAUUAGACUAGCUGGUUAGAAAGAGGGAUCACUAGAUUGGAGAGAGAGAUCCAGUUUCCACUGGAGGCAGUAGGUCUGCUCAUUUCCAUGGUGACAAUCCUAAUGGCAGAGGGAGUGAGUUUCCCUUAGUGGCACAGGCUGGGGGUUUUGAGCUUUUAAGUUUUGUUUUAUAGAAAUCUGGAGAAUUUUACAUUUUACUUCACUAUAUAUCUAUGUUUAAAAUAAUUCAUUUUUGAUGUCCCAAAAUUGAUGUGGGUUGCCUUAUUUCCAGGCACCAGGUUGCUCACUGCAAGGUGACAUUUUGAGAAGCAGAAAUCUCUAGGUAUAUCUUAAGUGUGAAAAGCUUGUUAGAUUUCCAUGGCCUAUUCCAGGUGGGUUGUUGGGUUUAUGUUGUAAGCAUCAAACUUUUGUGGAAAUAAAUACCUAAUACAAGGUA
Molecule: messenger RNA, 4185 nt
Organism: Homo sapiens (human)
Lineage: Eukaryota; Metazoa; Chordata; Mammalia; Primates; Hominidae
Gene: TSPAN6
Product: tetraspanin 6
Exons: 8
Coding region: 794-1267 (157 amino acids)
Cellular component (GO): membrane
Source: RefSeq, marked reviewed